GGGCCGGGCGGGGGACCUGGAGCUGAGAUGCGGACGGGGCCGCGGCGGUGACCGGAGCUGCCGCCCGACAUGAACUCGCUGGAGCAGGCAGAAGAUCUUAAAGCUUUCGAGAGGAGACUCACUGAAUAUAUUCAUUGCUUGCAACCUGCCACUGGACGUUGGAGAAUGCUUCUUAUAGUGGUAUCUGUAUGUACAGCUACUGGUGCCUGGAACUGGUUAAUAGAUCCUGAAACACAAAAGGUGUCCUUCUUCACCUCAUUAUGGAAUCAUCCAUUUUUCACCAUUAGCUGUAUCACUCUCAUUGGCUUGUUCUUUGCUGGAAUACACAAGAGAGUUGUCGCACCAUCAAUUAUAGCUGCUCGAUGUCGAACUGUAUUAGCAGAGUACAACAUGUCUUGUGAUGAUACAGGAAAACUGAUUCUGAAACCUAGGCCUCAUGUUCAAUGACAAUCUGCACUCAUUGUGGGACCUAAAGCAGCCUUUCUUCAAAUUCAGUUAUACAGCAAAUAAAGCCAUAAAGGAUUUCUUUCACAGUUGGAUAUGUAAAGGUCAUCGUAACAAUUGACAAGAAGUGUGCAAUAUUUACCCAGAUUAUCCUGAUGUCUACUUGCAUUGUCAGUGCUUCGGUACCUUUGAUGAUCUGUGUUUCAGUAUUAGUGUCACUUUAGUACUUCGGAUCUGCAAAGAUCUUUGCAGGUGAAGUAUGUAUGUAUGUAUGUUACUAAGUUAAACUUAGACACAAAACCUCAUCCACUUUUUAUAAUGUAUUUUUGCAAACUACUGUAAAUAGCAAAUCAAUGCCAAUGGUAAAGAGGAAAAUGUUCUGUGGAUUGUUCUCCUGUGCCAGUAUUUCAGGAACAUCUUGCAUUUCCACAGCUCUUUCAAACCAGCUCUGUGUAGCUGUGCCUUCAUCUCACACUCCCCUUUUGAUCACAAUGCAGGAAGAACAUCAGACAGCACGGACUGAUGAAAACUCAUCUCCAUUAUGUUUUAAGAAAGUAUAGAUGUUUAGAGGAAGAAUUUUUGUUAAACCAGAUAGUGAGCUUCAACCACUGUUGUGGUAUUUUCCAGUUCAUUUGUUUUCAUUUAAUGCUAAAUAUACUUUAUAUUUUUUUUUAACAAUGUUAAGGUUACUCCAAAGGCUUCUGAAGAAUAUACAGGCUUAGUUAUAAACGGUGUGUUGUCAGGGAUCUAGAGCCCUUGUUUCAGACCGUUGGAUUUGAUGCUGUGGUAGACAGGCAGGGGUGCUCUUGUCACAUGGGUAUCUGCUGCCUGCCUGCAUCACAAGGGAACUUGGGAGCCACAAACCAGUCCACAGGUGUCACUGUUUAUAGUGUUAAUGACAUACUGUGUAUGCAUAUUAGCCACGUGUACUAUAAGAGCCCUUAAAGUGAAACUAUUGGGAUUGCUGUAAAUAUUUUAAAGAACUGGAGGUGCCUUUUACCUGUUCAUUAGAUUUUGAAAAAGGCUUAAAUUAUUUCAUGAACAGCCUUUUAAAUUUUAAUUAAGUAAUUCAAAGCAAAUUUUCACCAGGACAGCUACUCUCUAACUGAAAUGUGUUCAUUUUGGCUUUCACAUGUAUAAAAUUUUAUUCUUUGAACUGCAGCAAUAAAACCCUCUGCUCCUAAGAAGUCUUACGAGGGUACUCUAUAUAUUCUGCAAUGUUUUAUUUUCUGUAAAUUUUGUAGGUAAAUAUGUGCAUAAAAAUAAAUACUUUAUAUAUAA
Molecule: messenger RNA, 1725 nt
Organism: Suncus etruscus (white-toothed pygmy shrew)
Lineage: Eukaryota; Metazoa; Chordata; Mammalia; Eulipotyphla; Soricidae
Gene: CNEP1R1
Product: CTD nuclear envelope phosphatase 1 regulatory subunit 1
Exons: 6
Coding region: 70-447 (125 amino acids)
Cellular component (GO): Nem1-Spo7 phosphatase complex; cytoplasm
Source: RefSeq, a predicted model, not a curated record